Messenger RNA from Haplochromis burtoni (Burton's mouthbrooder), 3232 nucleotides. Its product is annotated as ankyrin repeat and SOCS box protein 12. Gene Ontology annotation, molecular function: protein binding. Lineage: Eukaryota; Metazoa; Chordata; Actinopteri; Cichliformes; Cichlidae. Bases 306 to 1265 code for a protein of 319 amino acids. The record is from RefSeq and is a predicted model, not a curated record. The transcript is spliced from 4 exons.
GGAAGUUUAGUCAGGCCCAUCUGUGGCCUAAAAUUAGCCCCCAAACACCCCCCACCCCACCCCAGAAAGGAGCUCUGGCACCUUUGUCAGUUUAAGCACACACAUACACACACAGCGCACACUGCACUUUUCUCAACUCGUUGCACCAGUGGAAGCAUUGGGCAUUCCUCAAGGACCUUUACUUCACGUGACUUGUGUUUUAUUGGAGCUCUGAAAGGGUUUCGACUUAUCCCGUUGGAAACACCAUCAACAAGCAACAAGGUGAGAUGAAAGGGUUUUAACUUGAACUAGCCUGGAGUCCCAGUAUGGUUCUGGGCCGAGCUGCCAACAUGAGUUUGAUGGACAUUUCUAAGAUCUUCUCCCUGCUCCAGCCCAAGGAGGAGGAUGAGGACGGCGAGCAGAGUCAGGCUCUGAACAACGCCGUGAGCAGCGACGAUGUAGCUCUGCUCUCAGAGCUUCUGUCUCAGGAGGAUUACAGAAAGUCUAUCAAUGCUCGAAGUGGGUGGGGGGUCCCCGUAACUCCCUUGCGCACUGCUGCUGCACUGGGACAUCUGAGGUGCCUGGAGCUGCUACUGGGGCACGGAGCAGAGGUUGACAGCUUGGACGUGAAGGCCCAGACGCCUCUGUUCACAGCUGUCAGUGGGAAACAUCUGGACUGUGUAGUUUCACUGCUGAGUGCUGGAGCAGAUCCCAAUGGCAGCCAGUACAACAACUGCUCCCCGGUGCUGACCGCUGCCCGAGAGGGUGACGUCGACAUACUCAGAGAGCUGCUUCGGUUUGGAGCUGAGGUAGAUGUGAAGCCCAAAGUCCCCGAAUGGGCCUCCAACGCCACAGCGUGCAGAGGGCCCCUCUACAUCUCAGCUGUGUAUGGACACUUGGACUGCUUUAAACUGCUCCUUCUUCACGGUGCAAAUUCCAACUACAACUGCACAGAUGAGAAAAUGUUGGCCAGAAUCAAACAGCCGAAGACAGUUUUGGAGGUGUGUCUCCGCUACGGCUGUGGGGUGGAGUACAUUCAGCUUCUUAUAGACUUUGGAGCAGACGUCUAUCUGCCGACACUCAUCAUUGACAAAACCACUAAGCAGAACGAAGCUCUGCUUCUUCUCCUCAAGGAGAGAGUUUGCCCCAAAUCUCUGAUGUCACAGGCUCGACUGGCAAUCAGAGGAUACCUCCCUUUUGCUAACAAGGAGCCUGCAAUUGACAGCUUGGACAUUCCUCUGAUCCUGAGAAAUUACUUGAAACAUGAAACCUCAGACGCCAUGUGAUGCUUUUCUUCUUUUUAAAAAUUUUUCUUUCUUUUAUACAUUUUUUAAAUUUUUACCAGAACAAGCUAAAGGACUGUUUUACAUCCGAAUUGUUUAUAUACUGUAUCUUUGGGAAGUGUAACAACAUCAGUGGCCACUAGAGACCACAGUAACACCAUACGUUGUGGAUAUCAAAAUCUGAGGCUCCUCACAGGCACUAUUGUUAUUCUGAUAUUACCUCACUAAAUCCACUUUGGCUCACUCCUUCACUCGGGUAACAUUACACAGACACAUGUAGUCACCUUACUUAUUUAGACAUCCAGACACACACACACACACACACUGUCUGCACCACAACAGGAUGUCUUAGAUCUUGCCUGAAAAACAUUCUUGUGUCUUUGGACUUCAAAACACCAGGAAGCAGAAUGAAAAGCCUCCACUUCAGUGCCUCCAGCUGGGAGAAUAUGUUUCCAUAACGCUCAUUACUUAUUGAUUAGAGCAUAAUUAUUUUCAGGAUUCAAUUUUAGUGUUUAGAAGUUUGUUGAUUUAAAAAAAAAAGUUUUAUUUUGUGUGUGUGUGUGAUUAGUGAUUACCACUGUAAUAUUAUUUAUCGUACAUAAUAUACCCUGGAGUUAAUGUGUCAGCUGUUAGGAAUGGGCCCUACAAACAAACAGGAGAUGAUGUCACACGACAGGAAGGCCAGCACAAUGCUCUCACUCACAGACUGAUGCCUCGAACCCUCCCCCCCGCAGUUCUGUAGUUUUAUUUUCAACAAAAAGUACAGCUAUAUCAGAUAUGGAUUGAUUUUUUUUACAGCAAAGUACAACAUAUUCCCAGUGCUUCUGAUUACAUCAAAACAUAUAAUGUACAUACAGUUGACAUUUCCACUCUCCCAUUCACAGUUUCUGGAUUGAAUAGGCAUUAUUUUUCAGGUUUUUCAUCUCUACAACAAAUAAUCAAACUCAAAAGCCAGCAAGAAAGAAAAUGACAAAUGUUUGCAUAUGAUGACAAAGGAUAUGGAUUCUGUGAGUACAUUUUUCACUUGAAAAAAAAAAAUCCAGACACCCCCCCCUCCCAAACCAAACCCUGAAACCAGAUGGUAAUAUACAAUGAAUAGUGUCCAAAUGUGGGAUGUCAGUCUUCUGUUUGUUGCCAUUGAACACCAACAUCGGCAUAUGGCUCAUUGAAGACUUUUACCCUGACUAUUCUGGAACAGCACAGGACUGCAUAACCGACUCCAAGGAGUUCCUACUGAAGAUGUUGCUAUGCUAACUGUGAGUGAACGCGUCUACUGGCUCACCCUGGACUAGAAGGAAUUACAUAAAUCUGUGCAACUUCUGAUGCAUUCAACUAACUUGGCUGCCUUAGUUAUAUGACUGGAAAGAGAAAGCGAAAAAACAGAAAUAAAUUUGGACAGAAGGCUAUCCUCUCAGCUCGGAGCACAAGGUCAGAUUGAUAGCUUUAUAAGAAAACUCAAACCGGCGUAUAUACAUCAUUGAAACCAUGUGGCCAAAAUGGUACUGUUUAAUACUGCUGUCAAUAAAUACAAGCGAGGAACUGCUUUGUAAUGUCAAGUCAUUGUACUUAAAAGGAACAAGAGUGUGAUAUGAACAGCUGUGAAAUACUGUGUGUGUGUCUCUUCAGGAUUAUGUUUAUUUUUAGCCCGUCCCAAGAGGUUUCGAAUUUAUUCAGCUCUAAAUCUAUACACAAACACCCAAGAUCAGUGCUAACUCAUAUUUGGUUCACUGUUGUCGUAGAAAAAUGAUUACCCGUUUUGCCUCUGCACAUAAUGGCAUUCCACAAAAAAAUAAAACAAACCCAAAAAAGUCAUAUAUUUAGGAAAACAAUAUUAACCAGCAGUCUGUAGCAUAGCAGUGUGGGUUUAAAACGAUGCUAGAGUUUAUAGUACCCAUCAUAUCUGGGCUAAGAGAACAUCAGUGCCUUUGAUUUUCCCUAUCAGCAGUUCAGUGUUUUAUUCAGGAAAAGAU